GAUGCCUGACAGGUGUUAACACGAAGCGAAGAAGAAAGUCAUUAACUUGUAUUAGUGCUGAGAGCUCAAAGGGCAGAAAUACACCUUUUUGUGGCUAAGCGAGUGUUAAAAUUUUUAAAGUUGGUUUCAACUUUAAUACAGACAUUUCGUGGCAAUGGAGAGUCCGGUCGGCAUAAUGAACACAAACAGCGACAUGUUUGGGUUCUUACCGUUAGCAUGCUAGUUCAUAUCAUAGCGGCUAGCUUUGGCCAAACAACGAACUGCUGGGAAAUAAAAUGUCUGUUCGGCGAGCUUUGGUGGACUGUGUUGUGUUGUCUCCCCAAGAUGCAUGUGUGUUGUAUCCGUGCUGCCGAGGCUGCUUCACCAGAAUGGAUGUUACGACGCAGGACAGGGCAAGAUACAAAUGUUCCAAGUGUGGUUACAGCUGUUUUAAAGAACAACUAGAGUACAGAUAUCGCCUCUCCCUGAGGGUGACCAGAGACAGAAGAAUAUUUGGAGUCACAGUAUUUGGCAGCUGCUUGAACCCGUUCUUUGGCGUCCAUGCAACUGAGUUUCAAAGGUUGGUGGAGAAUGGACCGUCUGAGACGUCAACCAGAUCCAAAUUGCUGGCGAAGGCGGUAGAGGACUGUUUUAUUGGCAGACGUCUCGUCUUUGGAAUGAAGGUGACAGAUUGUCAAAGUCGUCCGUGGUUAGAAGAUCAUGUUCCAGGUGGUUCUGAUUGUCAAGACAUGGUCCAGUUCACGGCCACUCAGAUGAUUUUCCCUAAAGCCACAGGCAUGGAAGGCUGCUCUGUCAUUCGCUAUUAUCAACAGCUUCUUCAGAGAGCUGCAGAACAACAGCGGGAAUCUGCUGAUUCCAACCAGUCCUACACAUUCCCGACCACACCCUUGAUUUCUCAAGAUUCAUCAGCCAGCAGCUUCAAUGUCACGCUUUCUCGACUCCUGCCACACUCUCUGCAAAGAUCACAGCGCCAUGACGGCUCCCUCACUCCCACGCCGCCAUGGCAACAAUCACUGGGACUUGUUACUUCAUCUGCCGAGAAUGAGGAGGAGGAAAAUGAAAACAAGCAAACAGCCUGUCUGAUAGGGAAAUGCUGCACUGUGAACCAUGACACCAGAGAGGAAAAAGGCUCCUUUCUGUCUUCAAAGAGUUCGUCAUUUGCUGAAUAUUCAUCAGUCAAAAACAUCCUGAACUGUUUGAAUCCCUCCCCGUCUCCACAGCUCGACUCUGAGGGCAAAGCCUCUCCACAACCGGACAAUUCAUUCAUGUUGCGAUCCUUAGCAUGGGAUGAUUUGCCUCUUUCUGAGAGUCUGGAACAAUUUUUGAGUGAGGAGGGCAAAUAUGUUUAUCCGGGUGACACAAAGGCGUCAGGCAUCGGGUCAAGGGUGUUAGCGGACAUCACCAACAACACAAGUGUACAGUCAUCUGGUGGUGACGCUGAUGAAGACGCCUACAGUUGUUCACAGGACCUGUUUAGUUUAAGCUCAGCGCUCAACACACAAGAGGAAGCGCAGCCAGGUUUGUACGCUCAAGAGCUGCAAACACAUCCGUCUGUGACAAUAGUCAUUCCAGAAGGUCAGACACCUGCUGGAGACACAGUGACGCCACUUGUUGAAUUUAGCCCAUCCUCUCAAUCCACUCCCAUUGUAAAAGUAGACCUAUCGUCGUCCUCCAUCAGAAACUUCUCAAAAAGACGCUCCAGGAAACACCACUCCACAAUCCUGAAAACCCGUGAAUGUGACUUGAGUGUUUGGAACAUGCCACUGAGCCAAUUAGAAGACAGCGAAGUGCUAAUCCCCCCCACUCCCGCCGUGACAAAUGUCAAGGCAGUCUGCUCUCAGGAAGAAAUGCCACCGCAUGUACUACACCGUAAAAGAAUCCUGUUGGCUCCAUCUCUUGCAUCAUCAAAAAGAGAUGGUGUGACCCUCAGUCUUCCAACUAAAAACGAUGCAGGAGGCGGCGAUAGUAAUGAGAAAACUGCUGUUGACUCCCUGGCGGAGGAGGAAGCAUGCGAUUGGUCCAGAGAUCUAUUCUCAGAUUCUGUCUGAAAGAUUCUGACUUGAAAUGGAGAGCAGACGCCAUUAUUUUAUUCUUUAUCUACUUAUUCUAAAGUAGAACACGAUGAGGCUGGAUUCCUCAUAUUUGUAACCAAUUUCCCUCAUAGGUAAAAAUGAAAAUGAGAUGAAACAGCACACAUUUCAGACCAUUGUGGCAUAUUUAGCAAUUGAGUGUCUGAUGCACAGAAAUGAAAAGUUGUUGGAAAGGAAAACAAACUUAAGCAGAAGUGGUAGUAAGAGACACUGUGGAAGGCAAAUAAACAUAUAUUUCUUCGCCUACAGAGAGGACUACGGAUGAAGUGUUUGAAUUCAGCAAAUUUGAACAAUUUUGCACAAACAAUAACUGAUGAUUUCGGUCACACUAUAGGAAAUGUAAAGACCGUUUCACCUCGGAUCCGUUCCAGAGUCCAACUUUGGCCAUCAUAAGAACUUCAUUAACUUCACAGGCAGUGUUUUGAGUUAAUGUUUUAACAUUUUUAACUGUCAUGCAAGUGUAAAAAUAAGAUGGCAAAAACGUAAGUUUUAACUAGACUGCCAAAUGUGCACUUUGUGCAUCUCACUUUUUAACGUUCUCUGUCGAAUGUAAAAUGUGUAUAUUCCUUUUAUGUUCACCUCUGAGGUGGUCCAGCUGAAUAAGUCACAAAAAAGGGAUUCUUUCUGAACUUAAUGGCGAUUUUGUGUGUUAUGCUGACCGCAGAGGUUUCAUUUUAUGUUAAAUUACGGAUUGCAGUACUGUAUGUCAUUGAUGUUUGCCUUGAGCUGUUCUACUCACAGAAAAUCAGUUUAUGUAUAAAUCUAUAUGCACACCUUUUAUACAGCGUUCACAUGCGAUGAGGAAGUGAGACUGCAGUCAUGCUCACAUGCUGCUUGACAAUUUUAUUUUGGCCACUGUUAAACAUGGAGAGACAAUACAAACAGACGUCUGCGCUACGUGCAUUGCGUAACUAUAGUCGCUCAGUCUUGGUGAAUAAGGACGAUAGAAACAACUGCAUGCUAGCAAAGGCUUUUAAUAAUAAGAGUCACUAAUAAAAUAACCGCCAAUAUAUUACAUAUAUGAAGCAUGGUUAUUGACCAUUCAUGUUCAUACAUGUAAAAAAUAACUACCACUGCACGUGACGUCACUGAAGGGUAAAGGUUGCUAGAGGAAGAGACGUAGGUAUGCGCAUGCGCAUAACCGAUUACGUUUCCGGGACUUACUGCGUAUGACAUGUCACAUUGGACAUACAGAUCGUAAAAAUUUACACGCGGUGAGCCGUACGUCAAUGUCGCCGCCAUAUCGGAUGUGUCAAGGCUGGGCUGUAAAUUAAUAGUAAAUUGACUUACUUUAAUAAAGCGCCUUUCUAGAAAUACAUUUAAGUUAAUUCGUUAAGUUUUUGGUGACUAACUGUUUCCCAAGUAUAUUAGUGCGUGUGUGAAUGUAUACACGAGAGGAAAUAAAUUUCUUUGUAGAAAGGCGCUUUAUGAAUUUAGGUACAUUUACAUUAGCGCAGCCUUGACACAUCCAAUAUGGCGGCGACGUUGACGUAGGCACAGCGCUCGAUGCGGCGUCUGUCUAUGUCAAUGUGGAUUGUCUGCGGCAGAGUCAUGUGACGUGCGUCGAUACCGGAAUUGCAUCGCUGACAAAAUCUGUUUUCAUCACCCAACUACUAUGACGACGAUACGACGCUCGUGAAUGUUUUUUUUGGGGGGGGGGUUACACAGUAGCUUGACGUUGUUGUGAGUAGUGAGUACUAGGACGCCGUUGAAAUGGAAAGAACUACCAUAUUAGUCGCUUUGGUAUUUAUCGCCGUCUUCGCCACCCAG
Molecule: messenger RNA, 3860 nt
Organism: Dunckerocampus dactyliophorus (ringed pipefish)
Lineage: Eukaryota; Metazoa; Chordata; Actinopteri; Syngnathiformes; Syngnathidae
Gene: ddias
Product: DNA damage-induced apoptosis suppressor
Exons: 5
Coding region: 276-2048 (590 amino acids)
Biological process (GO): negative regulation of intrinsic apoptotic signaling pathway in response to DNA damage
Cellular component (GO): nucleus; cytoplasm
Source: RefSeq, a predicted model, not a curated record